Messenger RNA from Rangifer tarandus platyrhynchus (Svalbard reindeer), 591 nucleotides. Lineage: Eukaryota; Metazoa; Chordata; Mammalia; Artiodactyla; Cervidae. The record is from the annotation of a GenBank genome assembly.
AUGCAGUCGGGGAAUCUCUGGCGAGUUCUGGGACUCUGCCUCUUAUUAGGUGACCUAAAGCAGAUCUGGGAUUCAAACACAGGGUUUCUGACUCAGUCCACAUAUGAAGUCUCCAUCUCUGGAAACACUGUUAAGCUGACGUGCCCUAUAGAGUCUGAAGAUGACGUAAAAUGGAAAAUAAAUGAUAAACAAGUAGAAGGUCAUGAUAAAGACCUGUCACUGGAAAAUUUUUCAGAAAUGGACAACAGUGGUUAUUAUCAGUGCUACAUAACCGAAAGCAGCAGAGAGGAGGCACAUAGGCUGUACCUGAAAGCAAGAGUGUGUGAGAACUGCAUGGAGGUGGAUCUGAUGGUGGUGGCCACAAUCAUCGUGGUUGACAUCUGUGUCACUCUGGGCUUGCUGCUGCUGGUGUAUUACUGGAGCAAGAGCCGAAAGGCCAAGGCCACGCCUAUGACGAGAGGAGCGGGUGCUGGCGGCAGGCCCCGGGGACAGAACAGGGAGAGACCACCCCCUGUACCCAAUCCAGACUAUGAGCCCAUCCGGAAAGGCCAGCGGGACCUGUAUGCUGGCCUGAAUCAGAGAGGCGUCUGA